Podarcis lilfordi (Lilford's wall lizard) is the source of this 13704-nucleotide messenger RNA. NCBI's taxonomy places the organism in Eukaryota, Metazoa, Chordata, Lepidosauria, Squamata, Lacertidae. The record is from the annotation of a GenBank genome assembly.
AUGAUCAGGUCCAUUGCUGCGGCCCUCCUCUGCCUCAUCUGGACUUCCCAGAGGUGGGCUGGGCAGAAGGAGGGGCUGGUCCAAGGUCACCCUGUGAGCCUGGUGGUGGAGGGGUGUCUUGAACCCAGGGCUCCAGUUUCUCAACUUCUCCCCAUUCUCUCUUAGCUUCAAGAGGCUGCGAGAGCUGCUGCAAGAGGAACAAGGUCUACCCCAUGGUCUCCAAGAAAGAUCCUUGUGGGUCGCCAGGAGGUGGAAACAGGCAAGUCUGGGGGGUCCAGGUGAGCAAUUGUUCUUUUAAAAAAAAAUAUCUUCACUGCAUUUCUUCACAUGCUUUCUCUGUAAUUUUUAAAAAUGCAGUGAGUGAUCUCUUAUUAGUUCUGUCAUUAUGGCUGGUUUGAGGUACUCGCACAACUUUAAUUGCCACUCAUCUUUUGUUGGUAUUAACUCACUUUUCCAGUAUUUUGCUAUUAGCAUCCUAGCUGCUGUUGUCGCAUAAAGAAACACUCUUUUAUUUUCAUUUGGGAUGAUUAUCGUUAGAAUGCCUAAUAGGAAAGCUUCCGGUUUCUUUUAAAAAGUGUGCUUUAGCAUUCUUUUUAGUUCCUCGUAGAUUAUGUCCCAAUUUUUUUUGAUUUGGGGACAUGUCUACCACAUGUGAAAUAAGGUUCCUUCAUUUUGUUUACAUCUCCAACACAUAUUGCUGUUAUUUUUCUUUAUUUUUGCUAAUUUGGAUGGGGUCAGGUACCACCAGUAAAUCAUUUUCAUAAAGUUUUUUUUUUAUCAGAUAGCACGCUGUGAAUUUCAAGUCUUUUUCCCAUAAUUUCCCCCAUUUUCCCAUCUCAACUGGAUAGCCAAAAUCGUGUGCCCACUUCACCAUCACUUCCUUCACCUCCUCGUCCUGAAGGUUUCUGUUAUGUAUUAAGAUUAGUUGCAGUUCUCACUCAGGGCCACCAGUAUGUAAAUGAAGGAUUGAAAACUGUCGUUCCUGAUUGGUUAUCUAGUUGUGAGUUGUUGCUGUUACAAGUUACUUAGUAUUAUAUAAAGCAACCAGCUAGGCUGCAGUCAGUCUGAUUCCAGCAGCAGUUCUAACUGCUGUAAUAAAGAGCUGUGAAUCCGACAGAGCUGUGUCCUUCGUCCAUCUUUUCCACUAUUCAACACUGGCGACAAGGAUGGGAUAGGAUGAAACAAGACACAGCCAGAGCUGAACUGCUGAGCUGAACACUCAAGAGCUGAGAUAUCGCUGAGGCUAGUGUCCAUCCUUCACCAUUCAACCGGCACUGGGAAAACAUGGCGUCGCUACUGCCUCUACCCCCGUUUUGGCCAGAAACUGAGUCCUGGCAGUCUUAUAUCGUUCGGUUCGAAUGCUACCUUGAGGCAAAUGCUUUCACCGAUUUGACAGACAAUUGGAAGAGAGCUCUUUUCCUCACCAUCUACGGCUCAAAAGUUUUCGAGAUGACUAGGGCUCUUGUGGCUCCGCUUGUGGUGCAGGCCGCACCCUGGGACACGCUGACUGAGAAACUCAAGGGACACUAUGCACCCAAGGUGUCCAGAAUUGCUGCCCUUCCGCGUUCCAUCAUUGAAUCCAAACUGAGGGGGAGACAACAAAUUUUUAUCGGCCCUCAGGAGGGCUGCAUACCACUGUGAAUUGCGGGACUUGAGUGAUGCCCUGCUGGAUCGAAUCGUGUGCAGUGUGAGGGACAAGAAACUACAGCACCGUUUCCUCGCCAACUUCAAUCUCACUCUCAAACAGGCCAUCGAGGAAGCUCAAGCUGCAGAGGCAGCGAAACAAUCAACAGCGAAGAUCCGCAAGGCCAACAGCCCAACAAUUUCAAAGAAGUCAACCUGGGUCCACCGUGGAGAGAUCAGUGAAUCCGAGGGCUGCUCAGACGAAGAGGAUGAUGUUUGCCGCAUCAAGCAGGAAUGUGGAAGGGUCAAACGGUGAACGACAGACCAAUCAGACUGUGCGGGUUGCGGUGGCAACCACCCUCGGUCCAAAUGCGGUUUCAAGGAUGCCAUCUGUUGGCGUUGUUCACUUAAGGGUCAUAUUGCGAGGGUUUGUUGCUCAUCUAUGCCAGCAGAUAGGCUACCGGCACGGGGAAACAAGAAGGCGUCGACAAUGUAUGCUAACAAGGACUGCCACGCUGUCACCAACUGCCGUUGCUCGGCCAAGCUGACAGUUGGCCAGGCUGAUGGGUCUGAAUACCGGAAAAAUUAUGUCACCGUGACUAUUGAGGGAAAACCAUGCGACAUGGAAGUUGACAUGGGCUCUGCCAUGUCCAUUGUCUCUUGGAGUACCAUCAAAAGGUUGAUUCCCAAAUUAUCUAAGAAACAACUGGACUCUACCUACCUGCAUUUGAGGGAUUAUCAGGGAAAUAACAUUCCAGUUGUAGGUGUGGGCAAGUUCAAAGUGACCUUCAAGGACUUUUUGGGACCGCUGAAGUUAGUCGUCGUCGAUGGAAAUCGGCCCAGCCUGCUGGGACUGGACUGGUUUGCGUCCCUGGGGUUGGAAGUUACAGGCAUCCACAGUGUAUCACAGUCAGAAAUAGACGCCAUCGUCACAGGGCUUUCGGAAGUGUUUGAUGGAACCUUGGGGCAGUAUGUGGGAUCGCCCAUAUCCUUUAACCUCGAUUCGCUAAUCACACCCAUCAGAGUCAAGCCUUGAUGCAUACCGUUUGCGCUCAAGCCUAAGGUGAAUGAACAACUAGACAAACUGAUCGCACAGGGGGUCCUGGAACCCAUAGGCAAAGCUAAGUGGGAGACUCCCAUCAUGACGCCCAUCCAGCCUGAUGGGUCAGUGCGCAUCUGUGCUGACUAUAAGUGCACGAUAAACAAGGUGCUCCAACAGCAUGCGUACCCCGUCCCUGUCGUCCGACACUUACUACACUCACUGGGAGAGGGGCAGGGUUUUUGCGAAACUCAACCUUGCUCAGGCAUACCAGCAGCUGCCAGUAGAUGAUGCCACUGCUGAGGCACAGACGAUUGUCACGCACCGUGGGGCUUUCCGUUGUCAUCGGCUGCAGUUUGGAGUCAGCAUGGCACCGGGAAUUUUCCAGAGCUUAAUGGAGCGGCUCCUACAGGGUCUGCCUGGCGUUGUACCUUACUUUGAUGACUUGCUCGUCUCAGCGGGAACAACACAACAGCUUUUUGAUCGGCUGCAGGAUGUUCUGACCAGGUUCCAAGAAGCAGGUCUCAAAGUUAAAGAGGGGGAAAUGCCAGAUCGCUGUACCACAAGUCGAGUUCCUGGGAUACCUGGUUGACAGCUCCGGCAUUCACCCCAUGGAAGCAAAGAUCAAAGCUAUACAACAGGCUCCUGAACCACAAAACAAGAAGGACUUGCAGGCCUUUUUAGGUCUAUUGAACUUCUAUAACAUGUUCCUGCCACACAAAGCGACCGUCGCUGAGCCCCUCCAUCAACUGCUGGACAAAAAGGCAUCGUGGUCAUGGGCCCCCCCAGGAAGUCUGUAAAGACACUAUUAACGUCAGACUCUGUCCUCACCCAGUACAACGAGGAGCCUCCUCUUGUCCUAGUCUGCAGUGCUUCACCUUUCGGUGUCGGGGCCGUUCUCAGCCAUGCUUUCCCUGAUGGCAGAGAGGCUCCCAUCGCAUACUAUUCGAGAACCUUGUUGUCAACAGAAAGGAACUAUAGUCAGCUUGACAAGGAGGCGCUGGCGCUCGUGGCAGGAGUUAAGCGUUUUCACAAAUACCUCUAUGGCAGAGUUUUCGACCUCGUCACAGACCACAAACCUCUUCUGGGUAUCCUGGCUGAUGACCGCCCGUCAUCCCCCCCGAUUUUAUCGCCACGAAUGCUACACUGGACUGUUUUCCUUGCGGCUUAUAACUAUCGGCUCCUAUACCGACCAGGCAAGUUGUCAGGGCACGCUGAUGCACGUAGCCACUGGCCUUUGCCGACGCUAGUCGAAGAUCCAGCGUCUUUGUCAGCGGUACUCCUGAUUGAGGAACUGCCUGCAUUUCCUCUGUCAGCAGCUGACGUCGCUCUCCGUUCUUCCAAGGAUCGUACCACCAGCUGUGUUCUCAACUGGGUGUGGAGGGGGUGACCAAAAGGGCCAACUGAUCCGGAGUUCCAGCCUUUCGUUCAACGGCAGCACGAGCUCUGAGCUCACCGGGGUGUCUCCUAUCGGUAGACCAGGUCAUCAUUCCAACCAAGCUUUGUCAGCGCGUCCUUCAUGCACUCCAUGUCGGGCACCUGGGAAUUGUGCGCAUGAAGGCAUUGGCACGCAGUUUUGUUUGGUGGCUGGGCAUGGACAAGGCCAUCGUAUCCUGGGUCGAAUCAUGCCAGGCAUGCCAGGAGUCAAGACCUGAUCCACCUGUGCAUCGUGGGAACUCAUGGGAGACCCCCAAGGCACCAUGGUCAAGGGUGCAUAUUGAUUUAGUGGGGCCUUUCCACAGACACACUUUUAUGGUGGUCGUGGAUGCAUAUUCUAAAUGGUUGGAGGUGGUAUUAAUGUCCUCAACCAGCUCAGAAGCUGUUAUCCGAGUGCUGCAGAGGCGUUUUGCCACACAUGGGUUGCCAGACGUUCUCAUAUCGGAUAAUGGAGCCUAAUUCACGUCGGGUACAUUUGAGCGCUACCUCCUUGGCCGGGACAUCUGCCACGCUCUGACAGCCCCAUUUCAUCCAGCCAGCAAUGGUCAGGCAGAGAGAAUGGUUUGCUUAGCUAAAGAAGCGUUGUCACAUAUGGCACAUGGGGACUGGCACAAAUGGGUAGGCUAGUACCUGUUUGUACAACACAUAAUACCGUGCACAACAACAGGCUGGAGCCCUGCCGAACUUUUGAUGGGCCGCCGCCUGCAAUCUCCUCUCGACCAACUGCACCCAGAUUUCACAGUGGCAGAUUCCCCAGGCUGUGCUAGCACGCCACGUGUCUUAAUUCCAGAAGAGAAGGUACCGUAUUUUUCGCUCUAUAGGACGCACCAGAUGAUAAGAUGCACGUAGUUUGGGGGGGGGGGAAACAAGAAGAAAAAAAUUCUGAACCCCAGAAGCCAGAACAGCAAGAGGGAUCUGGCUUCUGGGAUAGCCUGUGAAGCCUCCGCAGGGCAGCGGAGCUAACCCCAAGCUAGAACAGCGAGACGGAACUAUGCGGGGGAGGUUCCCUGGGUGCCGGCUGUAGUGGUUGGGGUUACAGGGCCAAAGUCAUAUCAGGAUAUGGCGCCGGAGCAUUGACCAACUGCACCCCCAGGCUGGGGAUUCGGAUGGGGGGACAGUGCCUCCGGCAGCCUGGGCAGAGGCAGGCCAGCUGCCAAGUACCACUGAAGUUCAACCAAGCGAGGCUGGGGAGGAAACUCCAGCGUACAGCCCACCUGUACCAGAAACCUUACCAGAGCCUAUGGUACAGCUGCAGUCCGGAGCCUCCACUGCAGAAGCCAACAUAGAAGCCUCCAAACCGAGCCAUACACCUGCGUCCCGGGGGGGAGCGUGUCAUUGGGCCCUAGCAGCUUGGCUGCCCAUCCAGUGAUACCUCGGUGUUCUACCCGGACCCAUAUACAUUCAGCCUACCUGAAAGACUAUGCGGUAUGAAGUACCUGUAAUUCUAAUCAAAUCCGUGGCUAGCAUAUAUGGUAUAUGGUUGUAACAAUUAAGGUGUGAUGGCCUGGGAUUCCGAUUCGGAGGAUGAAACAGAGGAAUCCCGGCCUGCACAGGAGUCCCUGCCUCCAGGGCCGGCUGAACUGGGGCAAGGCCUUGAUGCUGAAGAGCCUGCACCUGUGGCAGUGCAUCAGGAGCUGGCCCCAGGUGAAGCCCUUCGGGCCCCAGAGGGGCUUGAUGACUCAGUGGCCACAGGUGAGCCUCCUCCAGGGCCCAGUAACCCUUCGGCCUCUCCUGAUCUGCAGAGGCUUAGGGCAGAGAGGCGAAGGGAACUGGUUGCCCCCAGGAGGAGUGCUCGCCUUAAGGCCAGAGGAGGCGGGGCUCCUGGGGACCGGGACCGCCCCUGGCCUUAGAAGAGGAUAAAAGCCCAGUCAGCCCGGCCCCAGGUUGCGGGAGCAACGUCGUUGUUGGCUUCGGACCUUCCUGUGUUCCUGAUCCCUGCUCGGCUUCCUGUUCCUGACUAUCCGGUACUCCUGCUCCCUGCUCGGCCUCCUGUUCCCGACCAUCCGGUGUUCCUGUUCCCUGCACAGCCUCCUGUUCCAGCAUUCCUGUUCCCCGCCCGGCUCUCUGCCUCGGACCUUGCCCCUCUUCGUGUGGACUCUGCUACACCCAAGGUACCUUACCCCGGGACCAGCACAGUUUGCUCCCGCCCAACCCGCACUCCCCCUUCGUAGGGGUGCGUUCGGGAAGAGCCAGAGGCCAUGGCUGACCAGGCGGCUGCACUGGUGGCUUUGGCCCAGAAGAACCAGGCCUUGACUCACACCGUGCAGCAGCUCAGUGACGCGGUUGUGGCACUUCAACAACGCUUGGAAGCCCUACCGGCUCCUGGGGCCGACGCCCGGCUCCUGGCAAGUACCCAGUGGCUUUGCCUGAGAAAUUUGAUGGAGCCCCGGCCAGCUUUCCCAUGUUCCUGGCCCAGGCCAAGCUGUAUAUUCAGGGGCGAGCCCGGAACUUUCCUGACGACCGCACCAAGGUGCACUUUUUGAUUAGUUUGUUAAAGGACCAGGCGGCCAAGUGGGCGUUGCCGCUACUCAGGCAAGACUCCCCCUUGCUGGCAGACUAUACGGGGUUUUGCAAUCGUUUGGAGGCCGCGUUCGGCAACCCCCAGAAAGGGAGUCAAGCCAACCGGGCGAUUCGGCGUUUGAAACAGGGCAAGUCCACGGUGGCCGCAUAUACCACGGAGUUUCGGCUGUUGGCACAGGACUUGACCUGGAAUGAUUCGGCACUGCGGGACCAGUAUCUCGAAGGGCUUUCGGACGAGGUACUGGACCAGUUGGCCACAAUGGAACGCCCCACCACGCUAGACACUCUCAUUCAACGGAGUCUACAAAUAGACGACCGGUUGGAGGAUCGUCGUCAGGCCCGGGGUCGCCGACACUUCCAGUUCACGGCACCAGCUUUUCCGGCAGCCCCACGGUCACAACUGAUUUAACGGAGGAGCCUAUGCAGCUCGGGGCAGUGCGGCCACGCCUUUCCCCCGCAGAGAAGGCGCGGCGUCGGGAGGGAAAUCUCUGUCUUUACUGUGGCGGAAGUGGACACUUCGCUCGGUCUUGCCCUGAGAAACGCCAGCCGCAGGAGACCGCCAACCCCAGUAGCUGAUGGCCCUAGCUGCCGGGGUCCCAAACCGCGCAGAAUGGGCCUGCAUCAAUGGACUCGCAACAUCUUAUGGUUCCGGUGCGUUUAUACCCUCCAGGUGGGCCCUGGAUCCCCACCCAUGCUUUGGUGGAUUCAGGGGCAACCCGCUCUUAUAUGGACGCUGCUUUUGCCGCCCAUCAUCAGGUGCCACUUCGGAACAAGCCAGUACCGGUCCAGGUGGAAGCGAUUGACGGACGACUUCUGUGUUCAGGUGCCGUUACUCAGGAGACCCAGCCCCUGGUCCUGUGUUUCCAGCAGCACCGGGAGUUGCGAACUUUGGACAUUGCCUCUAUGCCCCGCUUCCCCCUGGUGCUCGGGAUGGACUGGCUGGAAGCCCACAACGUUCAGAUUCACUGGGUCAAACGGACCGUGCACUUCCCAGACCCAUGUUCCCAUGCUCAAUCCGGGACGCUGGCGGCCGCGCCCUCAGAGGAGGCAGCACCCACGCUCCCAGCCGUGUAUCAGGACUACCAGGACGUGUUCGAGGAACGGCGGCAGACCAGCUGCCGCCGCAUCGGCCUUUGACUGCGGCAUAGACCUCCAACCCGGAGCGCCUCUACCAGUGAGUCGCUUAUAUUCUCUAACAGAGCCAGAGCGCGAGGCUUUGCAGGACUUCUUGCGCAAGAACCUGGAGCGUGGGUUCAUUAGGCCGUCCACCUCGCCUACCGCGGCACCAGUGCUUUUCGUUAAGAAGAAAUGUGGGGAACUCCGCCCUUGCCAUGAUUACCGAGCCUUGAACAAAAUUACCGUCCCAGACCGAUACCCCUUGCCCCUUAUCUCGGAGCUGCUGGAGCGGGUGCAAGGGGCACAGGUGUUCACCAAGCUGGACCUCCGGGGGGCCUACAACUUGAUUCGGAUCCGAGCCGGGGAUGAGUGGAAGACAGCGUUUGGGACCCGGUACGGGCAGUUCGAAUAUUUGGUUAUGCCUUUCGGGUUGUGCAACGCGCCUGCUGUGUUCCAACGCUACAUCAACCACGUGUUUCAGGACUUGUUAGACAAGUACGUGGUGGUGUAUUUGGAUGACAUACUGAUUUACUCCCGUGACCCGGCUCGCCAUGAGGGACAUGUCCGGACCGUGCUGCAGCGCUUGCGUGAGCACCGUUUGUACGCAAAGCUCAGCAAGUGCGAGUUCCAUCAGCGGACUGUGGACUUCCUUGGUCACCGGCUCUCUCCGGAUGGGGUGCAAAUGGACCCGGGGAAGGUGACAGCGGUUCAAGAAUGGGCGGCACCCCGGAACCGCAAGGACCUACAACGUUUCCUGGGGUUCGCCAAUUACUACCGGACCUUCAUCGCUGAUUAUGCUCAUCGCACCACCCCGUUGACCCGGCUACUGCGCCCAAAGACGCCGUUUUCCUGGGACAAGGAGGCAGAGGAGGCGUUUCAGGGGUUGAAGGCCUGUUUCCAGAGGGCACCAAUCUUACAACAUCCUGACCCCUCUCGACCCUUUGUGGUGGAGACCGACGCCUCCAGUACGGCUCUCGGUGCCGUCUUGUCUCAACAGAUUGGGCCCGAAGCGCCACUCUUACCCUGUGCCUUCUAUUCCCGCCAGCUCCUACCAGCGGAGCGUAACUAUACUGUGUGGGAGCGGGAACUACUGGCCAUCAAGGUAGCCUUUGAGGUCUGGCGCCACCAUCUUGAGGGGCACGACAUCCGGUGGAGGUAAGAACCGACCACCGGAACCUGGAAGUACCUCCAGACCACCCGCAAGCUGAACCAAAGACAGAUCCGGUGGGCGUUGUUCUUUUCCCGGUUCCAGUUUCGGAUCCGCUACAUCCCUAGCUCUCAGAAUCUGAAGGCGGAUGCCCUGUCCCGGAAACCUGAAGACAACGCAGACACGGUACAGCAAGCAGAACCCGCCACGAUCCUACCUCCGGCCGCAUUCCUGGCCACCCAGGAGGCGCAGCCACUGCAGGUUCGGGUGCGGGAACAGCAGCGGGUCGACGCUUGGGCCCAGGAACGACUCCGGGAGCUGGCUGAAGGGUCCAGCCCACAGUAUCCGGGGCUGGUCCUGCAUCAGGGCCUCCUGCUGCACCACGGUCGUCUGUACAUCCCGCCAGGGCCACUGCGGCUGGAGGUUCUCCGGAUGGCCCAUGAUGCCCCGGCAGCGGGGCACUUUGGACGGUAUCGGACCACCCAUCUGGUCAGUCGUGAGUUUUGGUGGCCCCGCCUGAAGGCUGACGUGGCUCGCUACGUUGCUGGUUGUGAUGUCUGCCGACGCGCCAAGGGGCCUACCGGGCGACCCCCGGCCUACUUCAGCCAUUGCCAGUUCCACCGCGCCCUUGGCACACAGUUUCGUUGGACUUUGUAGUGGACUUACCCUCGUCUCGUGGCUGUACCUGCCUUCUGGUUUUCUCCGACCAUUUCACCAAGAUGGUGCACUGCGCUCCCUGUCCAUCUGUACCCACAGCCAAGGAAACUGCUCAGCUGUACCUUCAGCAUGUCUUCCGCCUGCAUGGACUACCUGAGCGCGUGGUGUCCGACCGGGGCGUUCAGUUCACAUCCCGGUUCUGGCGAGCAUUACACCAGACCCUCGGGACAGAGGUCUGCCUCUCGUCAGCCUACCACCCACAGACCGAUGGCCAGGCGGAGCGGGCGAACGCGGUGCUGGAGCAGUACCUCCGGUGUUACUGCAGCUACCAGCAGGAUGACUGGGUCGACCACCUGGCAUUGGCGGAGUUCGCCUAUAACAACGCGGUGAAUGCGUCCACCCAGCAGACCCCGUUCCAGGCCAGUUAUGGUUAUCAUCCACGGCUGUUUCCAGAGGUGCUGCCGGCAUCCGCGGUCCCGGCGGUGACGGAGUGGCUUCAAGAGCUCCAGUCCCAGCAACAGCUUUUGGUGGAGCAACUGCACCAGGCCAAGGAAGCGUACAAAGCCCAGGCCGACCGCCACCGCCAGGUGGGGCCGGAACUCGCGUCGGUGACCUGGUUUGGCUCUCCACUCGCCACCUCCACCCCUCUCGACCUUCGCGGAAGUUGGACGCCCGCUUCACCGGCCCGUUCCCUAUCGUAGACCAAAUCUCUCCUGUGGCAUUCCGUCUCCGGUUACCCGCAACCCUGAAGGUUCACCCGGUCUUCCACAGGUCCCUUUUGAGUCCGGUGGCCCCACCCGACGAGUUCCACCAGAACCGUCCCCGACCGCAGCCAGUGUUGGUUCGGGGAGAGCCUGAGUACGAGGUGGAACGCAUCCUGGACUCCCGAUACCGCAGGGGAAAGCUGCAGUAUCUCAUUGACUGGAAGGGGUACGGACCGGAGGACCGUUCCUGGGAACCAGCGGCCAAUGUCCAUGCACCUGCCUGCCUCCGAGAGUUCCAUGCGACGUAUCCCGGCAAGCCGGGUCCGGACCCUCGGUUGAGGGGGCCUGGGAGGGGGAUGGUGUGAUGGCCUGGGAUUCCGAUUCGGAGGAUGAAACAGAGGAAUCCCGGCCUGCACAGGAGUCCCCGCCUCCAGGGCCGGCUGAACUGGGGCAAGGCCUUGAUGCUGAAGAGCCUGCACCUGUGGCAGUGCAUCAGGAGCUGGCCCCAGGUGAAGCCCUUCGGGCCCCAGAGGGGCUUGAUGACUCAGUGGCCACAGGUGAGCCUCCUCCAGGGCCCAGUAACCCUUCGGCCUCUCCUGAUCUGCAGAGGCUUAGGGCAGAGAGGCGAAGGGAACUGGUUGCCCCCAGGAGGAGUGCUCGCCUUAAGGCCAGAGGAGGCGGGGCUCCUGGGGACCGGGACCGCCCCUGGCCUUAGAAGAGGAUAAAAGCCCAGUCAGCCCGGCCCCAGGUUGCGGGAGCAACGUCGUUGUUGGCUCGGACCUUCCUGUGUUCCUGAUCCCUGCUCGGCUUCCUGUUCCUGACUAUCCGGUACUCCUGCUCCCUGCUCGGCCUCCUGUUCCCGACCAUCCGGUGUUCCUGUUCCCUGCACAGCCUCCUGUUCCAGCAUUCCUGUUCCCCGCCCGGCUCUCUGCCUCGGACCUUGCCCCUCUUCGUGUGGACUCUGCUACACCCAAGGUACCUUACCCCCGGGACCAGCACAUAAGGAUUGGGGGAGCCUAACACCUCAUCUAGGUGGGGAGGGGUGUUAUGUAUUAAGAUUAGUUGCAGUUCUCACUCAGGGCCACCGGUAUGUAAAGGAAAGAUUGAAAACUGUCGCUCCUGAUUGGUUGUCUAGUUGUGAGUUGUUACUGUUACAAGUUAAUUAGUAUUAUAUAAAGCAGCCAGCUAGGCUGCAGUCAGUCUGAUUCCAGCAGCAGUUCUAACUGCUGUUAUAAAGAGCUGAGAAUCCAGCAGAGCUGUGUCCUUCGUCCAUCUUUUCCACUAUUCAACAGUUUCAAUCCAAUAAUAAUCUGUAUGUUUUUGAUAAUAUAUUUUUAUUAUUUAAUAAUAGUUCUUUUCACCCUUUUCAGUGACGGCUCCGGCCUGGUGGAAUGCUCUGUUCCACGAGACUAGGGCCCUGCAGGACUUGAUUUCCUUCCACGGGGCCUGUAAGACAGAAAUAUUCCGCCUGGCCUUCAAUUUGAAUUAGCCUGAUCUUGAUGUCUAAUUGACUGGUCCCCCCCGCCCCAAGACCUCUGAGUUUUUGAAUUUUAUUGAUAUUGAUGCUCCAUUUUAUGUUGUAUUCUAUGCUGUUUUAUGCUGUUUUUAAGUCAUAUUUUAAUCAAUGUUUUAUAUUUCCUGUUAGCCACCCUGAGCCCGGUUUUUAAAUCGGGAAGGGCGGGGUAUAAAUAAAUUAUUAUUAUUAUUAUUAUUAUUAUUAUUAUUAUUAAUAUUAUUAUUACUAUCCAAUAUCUUUGUGUCAAAUCCAUUAAUUUUUUUUUGUCUGAUUUUAAAAUGUUGUUUACCUGGCAAUAUUGUAGUCAGUUCACACAUGCCUGUUUUAGUUCUUCGUAUUUUUUAAUUUUAAAUUAGUUGUUUUCUUCUUGUAAUAUUUCCUUGUAUGUCAGCCAAUUGAUAUCCAUGUUUUUCUUUUUCACUGCUGUUGCCUCUAACGGUGACAACCACCAAGGGGUUUUGGGUUCCAGUAAUUUUUUAUUUCUUUCCUAUACAGUAAAUAGAGAUUUCCUUCUUAUGUGAUUGAGGAAUCGUCUAUGGAUUUUAACUUUAUUAUAUCCCAGAUAACUGCGCCAGCCAAACCUAUUGUCCCAGACUUUGAUGUCUAAUAUAUUUGCCUUUUUAAAAAUCAUCCAUUCUUUAAGCCUUCAGAUGAGCAAUUGUUCUGUUGCUGAGAGGAAGACGAUUGCGAGGCCUGUAAGACUCUGACGAUAAUGGAGUCCGGAGGAGACUGACCUCUGCUUGGAGGAGUCUUGGAGGAAGGCAGAAGUGGGGUUUUUUGUGUGUGUUGUUGUUUUUUACGUUCUUUCUGUCCUUUUUUCUUUGUUUCACCUGCAGAGUUGCCAGCCCAGGGCCCACCGUUGGAGCUCCACUCUUUGAGGAGGUUCACGGUGGAGCCCCUUGGGAAGAUGAUCUUCAUGUGGCCGGGCAAACUUGGGAAGGGUACCUCAGCCUCCACCAUCUUUGGCAUUUAAAGCCGAGCUCUGGGAGCCAGUGGGGGGGCAGUCCUUGGAUAGGACAUGCCAACAUGCCCCCCAAGGGCACCUUGGGGGCCAGAAAGACCGUCUCUGGCGCCCACAGGUUCACCUCUCGCCCCCACCAAAAUCAGGCUUGAAAGAAGCAUCUUUUGGUAGUCAACAGAAUAGGGGCAGUUUGGGUUUCUUUCCCUUUCCCUUCCACCCAGACGGAGUCCUCAUCAAAGACCUUGAGACAGGGGAGAGGGAGAUCUUGCCAAGUUAAGUCCGGCCAAAAAGAAUGACAACCAUGGGCAUAGCCAGGAUUUUGGUUGGGGGGGCUUUCAUUUUGGGGGCAGAACCUCAGUUUGCUAUGUGUUUUUAUUGGUUUUUAUUGAUGGGGGGGCAGCUUCCCCCCCUGCCCCCCAGCUAUGCCUAUGGUGACAAGAGACUUCCCAGGCAAGUUCAGAUACAAGAAUAAGAUGGGAGAAAGCUCUUCUCUUUCGGCUCACACCAGGGAACUCUCCCUGCAAAUGGCACAUGGUUGCUAUUUGACAUCACAAUGAAUUUAUUUUGUACACUUAGGGGUGCCUCCCCACCAUGCCAGGAUCCUGAGACCCACAGGCAUAUCUGGCAGGAGGGCACCAAACAAAGGGUCCUGGACCAAAGUAUUUUCUGAGAUCUUUUUGAUAACUGGGCCAACAAUUCACCCUUCUCCUUGUCUGGCUCUUUUGAAUUUGUAUAUAACAAGGAACUGAUUUUGUAUCUGUUGACACAGGUUGGGACCACAACUGCCAAAUUUUGGAAGACCUCAGCAGAGCAGAUUCCUCACUCCUUCCCAAAGAUGAGAUUGGCAACUGGAGUCCCUGGGACCAAACUGCCCUCCUGAGACAAAUCAGCUUGUCUAAGCCACAAACGUGUCUUGAGGAAAUGGAUUUCUUGGAUUCUCCCUCCUUCCUCCUUCCUCCUCCUCCAAAGCCCAACUGCCUUUAA